Molecule: messenger RNA, 418 nt
Organism: Cladocopium goreaui
Lineage: Eukaryota; Dinophyceae; Suessiales; Symbiodiniaceae
Source: the annotation of a GenBank genome assembly
GUACAACAGUUGUGUCAUUGCCUUCGGUGCGACGGGCUGUGGAAAGAGUCACACCAUCUUUGGAACCAACCAGGAUCGGGGAUUACUUCCCCGGAUUUCUGAGACGAUCUUCCAUAAUUGGAACAUGGAGGCCGGCCAGCAGAUGCUUGUGAAGGUUUCCUAUUUGGAGCUCUACAAUGAGAAGGCGCGUGAUUUGCUAAAGCCUGAGGAUCCGGACAACGGAAAGGCUGCUUCCUUGGAAGUUCGUGAGCACCCAAAGGCUGGCAUCUUUGUCGAGGGCCUCACACGUUCCGUGGCAUCGAAUGCUGAAGAAGUGCUUCGACUUGUGGACUUUGGACAUAAAAUCCGCGUAGUUGGUUCCACCAACAUGAAUGCGCAUUCCUCCAGAUCCCACGCCAUUGUGACGCUGCACUUGGAG